AUGCUGGUCUUAGACUCCAUCCAUCCAUCCAUCCACGCUUCAUCUGCCUCCAGCCCGCGCGCACAGCCAUCAUGCUGUGAUUGUUUUCUUCCUGAGUUUGGAGCGUGCACAGGUGCCCCCCCUCCCCUCACCCUCUGCACUGCGCUGACUAUGGUCACAGCCCCCUCCGUGCCAAGGUGGAUCCUUCGCGCGUAUCUCGGAUCGGUGCGCUCCUGCAGGGGCUGGGAUGCGCGCCGGGAACGUCCCGCUUCCUGCCAAGUUUCGGGUCUGAGUCGGAGUCCAAAGCCCCCCCGGGGCGCCGCGGUCAGUCCUCCCGGAGCAGGAUGCCGGUGAUGAGAGGGCUGCUGGCCCCCCAGAACACCUUUCUGGAGACCAUCGCCACCCGCUUCGAUGGCACCCACAGCAACUUUGUUCUGGGUAACGCCCAGGUGCAGUCGCUCUACCCCGUCGUCUACUGCUCUGAUGGCUUCUGUGAGCUCACCGGGUAUGCCCGGGCGGAGCUCAUGCAGAAGAGCUGCGCCUGCCACUUCCUGUACGGUCCAGAAACCAGUGACCGCUGCACAGCUCAGAUCCAAGGAGCCUUGGAUGAGAGGAGGGAGUUCAAGACUGAGCUGGUCUUCUACAAGAAGGAAGGUACCAAGUUCUGGUGUCUUCUGGACAUCGUUCCCAUUAAGAACGAGAAGGGGGAGGUGGUUCUGUUCCUCGUAUCCCACAAAGACAUCACAGACAAGAAGAAGGAGCAGGAUCCAGAGCAGGGGCCGGAUACAGAUGAAGAGACGGGUUUAGAGGUGCAUCAGAUAACUGCCCCCCCAGGCUUCAAUGCCAAUCGACGCCGCAGUCGAGCCGUUCUGUACCAGCUAUCGGGACAUCUACAGAAACAGGACAAGAGCAAGCUCAAGAUUAAUAAUAACAUGUUUGGUCAGACGCCACCCAUCCCAGAGUACAAAGUGGCUGCCAUUCAAAAAUCCCGCUUCAUCCUGCUCCACUACGGAGCCUUCAAGGCUGGCUGGGAUUGGCUGAUUCUACUGGCGACCUUCUAUGUUGCGGUCACUGUGCCCUACAAUGUUUGCUUCAUGGUUGGGGGCGGGCGAGACGAAGGUAGCAGCACCCGCAGUCCGCCCAGCAUCAGCGACAUCCUGGUUGAGAUCCUGUUUAUUCUGGACAUCCUGCUGAACUUUCGGACAACCUUUGUGAGCAUGUCUGGUCAGGUGGUGUAUGACGCCCGCUCCAUCUGUGUCCACUAUGCCACCACCUGGCUGUUUGUGGACCUGAUCGCCGCCCUGCCCUUUGACCUGCUGUAUGCCUUCAACAUCAGCGUGUACUUUGGCGUCCACCUGCUGAAGACGGUUCGGCUGCUGCGACUACUGCGACUGCUUCAGAAGCUGGAGCGGUACUCUCAGUACAGCGCUGUCGUCCUCACGCUACUCAUGUCCAUGUUUGCCCUGCUGGCCCACUGGAUGGCCUGUGUGUGGUACUUCAUUGGUCGCCGGGAGAUCGAAAGCCCAGGCUCCUGGGACAUCGGUUGGCUCCAUGAGUUGGCGAAGCGCCUGGGCACACCAUACUUCCUGUCCCCUUUCAUGACUUCAGUCCCCUCCACUGCGAGCAGCCUGCCCACCAACAGCAGUCAGUGGAACGUGUCAGUGUCAGAGGCAGUGAGACCAGGAAGCUGGAACUCCAGCCAAGAUUUUGGGAACAAUACUGGGGGAGCAGACGCGUCAGAGACCAGCACUCUGAAGAUACUGGGGGGCGGCCCGUCCAUGCGCAGCAGCUAUGUGACUUCGCUCUACUUCGCACUGAGCAGUCUGACUAGCGUGGGCUUUGGAAAUGUGUCUGCCAACACAGACUCUGAGAAGAUAUUCUCCAUCUGUACAAUGCUCAUUGGAGCACUGAUGCAUGCUGUGGUCUUUGGUAAUGUGACAGCCAUCAUCCAGAGGAUGUACUCCCGCCGGUCGCUUUACCACACUCGCACCAAAGACUUAAAAGACUUCAUCAGGGUCCAUCGGCUUCCCAAAGCUUUGGAGCAGCGCAUGUUGGAGUGUUUCCAGACCACCUGGUCAGUCAAUAACGGCAUAGAUGUCAACGAGCUGCUGAAAGAUUUCCCAGACGAGCUGCGCGCCGACAUUGCCAUGCACCUGAACAAGGAGCUGCUUCAGCUGCCCCUGUUUGAGUCGGCCAGCAGGGGCUGCCUGCGCUCCCUUUCCCUCAUCAUCAAGACCUCCUUCUGCGCUCCAGGGGAGUUCCUCAUCCGCCAGGGGGAUGCCCUGCAGGCCAUCUACUUUGUGUGCUCAGGCUCCAUGGAGGUACUGAAGGACAACACUGUACUGGCUAUUCUGGGUAAAGGAGAUCUGAUUGGUUCUGACUCACUGACCAAAGAGCAUGUGAUUAAGACCAAUGCCAACGUGAAGGCGCUGACGUACUGCGACCUGCAGUACAUCAGCCUGAAGGGGCUGCGGGAGGUCCUGCGCCUCUACCCCGAGUACGCCCAGAAGUUUGUGAGUGAGAUCCAGCACGACCUCACCUACAACCUGCGGGAGGGCCACGGAGCCGAUGUGGACUGGGACAGUAACGGCUCUCUGCUGAAGAAGCUGCCAUCCAUCCGUGAAGAUGAGGAGGGGGACGAGCAGCAGAGGACCGUGUCCCGCCCCCCUCGAUCACCGGUGCACCUGAACCGGGGUCUCAGCUCCCCGCUGCGGUCCCCGCUGAUGGCUCCACGGCCCCUCAGAGCCCCCUCUGAGCACGUGCGUCCGUGCACGCUGCAGAUUCCGGUGGUCAGCUUCAGCGGGGCGCCACCAGAGCUCAGCCCCAGGUGAUGCACACACGUGCACAAACAGCAUGUGAGCCCGAGCAGACGCUACGACUCUGGUUUCUAUGGCAACAUAUUCUGCAAGGUGAAGCGUGCAUGUGCAGGGAAGUGGUGACUAUGAUCUGUCCUGCAGGUUUGUGGAUGGAAUCGAGACUGAGAGCGUGUCCGGACUCUCCCAGAGAUUUGAGUU
Messenger RNA from Oryzias melastigma (Indian medaka), 2993 nucleotides. It is a transcript of the gene kcnh3, whose product is annotated as potassium voltage-gated channel, subfamily H (eag-related), member 3. Gene Ontology annotation, cellular component: membrane. Gene Ontology annotation, molecular function: voltage-gated potassium channel activity. Bases 324 to 2810 code for a protein of 828 amino acids. Gene Ontology annotation, biological process: potassium ion transmembrane transport; regulation of membrane potential. The transcript has 12 exons. The record is from RefSeq and is a predicted model, not a curated record. Lineage: Eukaryota; Metazoa; Chordata; Actinopteri; Beloniformes; Adrianichthyidae.